AUGCCGCCUUGCGCCACACAAUCGUCGUCUAACUCUUCAUCCGCAACCACCAUCUCCUCCUCCUCUUCCGUGCGCCCGAACAUUACCUCCGCACUAUCCAGGAUUCCUGCGCGCCUCGCCAAAAUGGCCAUUAUGUCGCCUCGCAGCGCGAACUACGAAAGAUUAGAAGGCGGCAUGGGUCCAGGUCGCCGCACCGGUCUCGCAAGAUUCGCAUGGAAAAAGUUCGCUGUUGCUGCUGUCGUUCUUAUAGGACUUGUGUACUUCUUUGGGCCCCGAGAACCGAAGGAUUUGAUGAAAUGGCACAACGAGAAAGAGAAAGAGCCUGCGGAACACAAUGCUAUAGCCUUCCCUGAGGACGACGAGCAAUUGGAUUCACCCGCGCCGCUGGCGACCAUUGAGCCGCCACCAACACAGACCCACAACGACCACACCACCACCCGACCCACAUCUUUCGAAAGCGACCCCGACCCGUCGAAAACGGUGUACUGCACCACUCCCCACGACCCCUCCGCCCACCUCGUCCAAUAUGCACUUAUGAUUGACGCUGGGUCCACCGGCUCGCGCAUCCACGUCUACAAAUUCAACAACUGCGGGCCAUCGGCAACCUACGAAUACGAGACAUUCAAAAUGACACAACCAGGACUGUCGGCGUACUCUGGCAAGCCGGAGGAGGCCGCCCAGAGCUUGGAUGUGUUGAUGGAGGAGGCGAUGAGGGUCGUUCCCGAGGACCUUAGGAAGUGUACUCCUGUUGCGGUGAAGGCGACUGCUGGAUUGAGGCUGCUGGGUACGACGGAGAGUGGGGCUAUUCUGGAUGCUGUGAGAGACCGACUACAUAUGAAGUAUCCGUUCGUACUCGCCGAGAAGGAUGGCGUGGUCGUCAUGGACGGCAAGGACGAGGGCGUGUACGCUUGGAUCACCGCCAACUAUCUGCUCGACACCAUCAGAGCCGACACCCCCACCGACACUCCCACAUACGCAGUCCUUGACCUCGGCGGCGCUUCAACACAAAUUGUCUUUGAGCCCAAGUUCUCGCAGCCCGACUCAUCUCUCGUCGAAGGCGAGCACAAAUACGACUUGACGUUCGGGGGAAAGACCCAUGUGCUCUACCAACAUUCGUACCUCGGUUACGGGCUGAUGCGCGCGAGGAAGCACGUUCAUCAGUUGGUCGACUUUAUGGCGUCGUUGAGGGCGGCGGGCGAUCCUUCCAAGCCCGUGGGUAAUCCUUGCCUGGCGAAGGGGACUGAACGGGUGGUCAGCGUUGCUGACAAGGUGUCGGGUGAGACACGGGAGGUUACAAUGGUCGGUGAAGACAUCGGCAGCUUCGAGGCAUGCAACAGAAUUGUCGAGCUCGUUAUGGCCAAAGACGCCAUAUGCGAGGUGAAACCAUGCUCCUUCGACGGUGUAUACCAGCCCUCCCUCAUGGACAGCUUCCCAGCGGGCAAGGUCCUGCUGCUCUCCUAUUUCUACGACCGUCUGCACCCCCUCCUCCCGAAAGACGCUGCAUCGCCCAUCACGGUAUCCACGCUCUCCUCGCUCGCUACCGACGUGUGCAAAGGCAGAGCUGCCUGGGAAGCGCGCUGGGGGAACGACAAGGAGGUCAUGGAUGAGCUCGAGGGGCGGCCGGAGUGGUGCCUGGAUAUGACGUUCAUGCAUGCGCUGUUAAGGCUUGGAUAUGAGUUUGGGGCGGAGAGGGAGGUGAGGAUAGGUAAGCAGGUCGAGGGGACGGAGCUGGGAUGGUGCCUCGGGGCUACCAUCGCGAUGGUCGGAGGAACAUUGACAUGCAGGAUGUAA
Messenger RNA from Pleurotus ostreatus (oyster mushroom), 1791 nucleotides. RefSeq names its product Guanosine-diphosphatase (gene GDA1). Lineage: Eukaryota; Fungi; Basidiomycota; Agaricomycetes; Agaricales; Pleurotaceae. The record is from RefSeq and is a predicted model, not a curated record. Gene Ontology annotation, cellular component: Golgi apparatus; membrane. Gene Ontology annotation, biological process: protein N-linked glycosylation; nucleoside diphosphate catabolic process. The coding region runs from base 1 to 1791 and encodes 596 amino acids. Gene Ontology annotation, molecular function: GDP phosphatase activity; UDP phosphatase activity. The transcript is spliced from 2 exons.